GGACAAUCUUCAGUCACCUGCUGAUAACAUACAGCUUCAGCAUUGUGUAGAUAUUCGCAUGUAGAAUUGUAAUACCCGGGACGUCCGGGAACCACUGCCGUAGCCGUCUUGAGUCACACGCACGGUGACGGAUGACAUCUGCCUCUUCAUGACAUUCCAGCAUCUAAUUUACAGGACUGGUUAACAAAAAAAAUAUCCAUGUACGUGCAGGGUUUGGAUUGAUUGAUUCAGAUGAUCAGUUUCUUUCAGUGAUCACGAUCAAGUUUUACAUCGUGCGCAUUCAUGGAGACCCAGACUUCAUAUCUACGUCUCCUAGCUGCUGGCUCCAACGCUCGCGGUCAGCUAGCCAAUGGUUCCGAUUACGAUUCACAUACUUUCAAAGAGUGCCGCUUCAUAAACUGCGCACAGGGUACGCUUCCUCCCAAUGCGCUCGGCAUCUUGCAGCUUGCGACUGGAGCAAACCACACUCUCGCAUUGUUGGAGUUUGGUGACGGCGGAAGGGAGCUUUGGGGGUGUGGAGAUGGACGUAAAGGGCAGCUGGGUCCUGAAUACAUGGGACAGUUGACAGAAUUCACGCCGAUCAGCAUACCCUUGUACCAAACUUAUGCUUCCCAAGGAUAUGCCUGCUGUCUCAUCGCUGCCGCUUGGGAGACUUCAUAUCUUGUUUUGAAAUCUCCUUCCCGAUCAGACGUGGUCAUCUCGAUGGGUUCGAAUGACUUUGGGACACUCGGUGUGGGCACAAAACAAGCUACGGCAACUCCGACGGUUGUUUCAUUUGAUCACCUCACUAUCGAGGGACGUUCUACCAAUUCCAAUAAGCUCGUUGUCGAGUCCAUUGUUGCAGGACCUCGUCAUGUCAUACUUCAUGUACGAGCCGGUCUCAAUAAUGAAGAUACGCUCAUUGGCUGGGGUUUGGCCAGACAUGGCCAACUAGGGGAUACGAAGAUCGUAAACUAUGACCGCCCUUACAUCAUUUCCCUUGAUGUAUCUUCAGAUCCGGUGCAAGCAUAUUCUCUCGGUCUCCAACAUACCAUCGUCUGCCACCAAUCGGGGCGGACAACAGCCUUUGGAUCUAACAAGAAAGGACAACUCCAUAGGAUGGAUUCUUGGAGGCGUGUUCGACAAGUUGGAUGCACGUGGAAUGGUACAUAUCUUCUCAGAGACGAUGAUGAAAAUACCCUUAUAUCAACGGGAAGUAAUGCCCAUGGUCAACUAGGUCGGGAGUCGCAAGUCGAGGAGAAUGGGGUUACCGUCGGGCCUGUCGAAUUUACCUUAUCUCACGAUGGCAAAUUGCCUUCACUGAGAUCCCUUGCUUGUGGCAGCGAACAUGUGAUGGCAGUGAUCUCUCCCUUUGGCUCAUCAGACAUGGAAGUUUGGGGUUGGGGGUGGAACGAGCAUGGUAACUUGGGGCUGGACCAUAUGGAUGAUGUGUUGAAGCCCAUCAAGAUCUGGCCAGCAAGAGGACACGCACUGGAGGGAAGAAUUGCUCGAGUAUGGGCUGGAAAUGGGACUAGUUGGAUAUUGUUACAAACGCAACGAUGAAGCUUUGAAGUGCGAUCUCAUGAAUGUGUGUUCCUACGUACAGUACUGACUCUAAGUGUAUUCCCCACCACUUCUCUGUUGCCUCGUCAAGUUCCACCAAUCGCCGAUCCUCACGUAAAGAUAACCAUCGGGAUGACUCGUCAAUAACUUUCCAUCAAAAUCCCGAAGAAGAAUAUCAUCUCGACCGUGUCCUCCAGACAAUGCAACACAUGUGCUGAACGGAGCAAGUUCUCCACUGCAAAGUUGAACUUUCAGAACACUAUCCUCCCCGGGGCCUAGCCUACGGGAUUAACACGCGCUUUCAGGCAGUGAGGAGGAGAUGGGACUCAGAUUUGUGUCAAGUACAAGGCAAAAGCUGCUGC
Messenger RNA from Suillus discolor, 1904 nucleotides. Its product is annotated as regulator of chromosome condensation 1/beta-lactamase-inhibitor protein II. The transcript has a single exon. The record is from RefSeq and is a predicted model, not a curated record. Lineage: Eukaryota; Fungi; Basidiomycota; Agaricomycetes; Boletales; Suillaceae. The coding region runs from base 283 to 1542 and encodes 419 amino acids.